GUCUAAUUAAUACUCCGGGCAGAAGGUGGCGGUAAUGAAACAAUUAAGUAGAUAACCUAUCUUCAAAACAAAGAAAAUGGCUGCGCGCAUGAGAUGGAGUCUUCUACAGUUGAUACGGUCACGAAAUACAACAGUGACAACACACGUUAGGUGUCCAGUCAACACGAAAAUCCAUUGUUACUCACAAUUAAUUGGCCAGAGUUUAAGAAAAGUUCUUCAUGGACCAGUGUCAGAUUUUGGGCCUACACAACUGUUAGUUCGACAUUUGUCUAUUCAGACACAGGACACUCCAAACCCUAGAAGCUUGAAGUUUCUCCCUGGUAAACCAGUGUUGGGGACAGGAACACUGGAUUUCCCUACUCCACAGAAUGCAGAAUGCUCAUCUUUAGCCAAGGAUCUCUUUGAAAUUGAAGGUGUAAAAAGUGUGUUCUUUGGCCCUGACUUCAUUACAGUCACAAAGGCAGAUGAUGAUGUGGAAUGGACUGACAUUAAGCGUCAUGCUGUGGAGGCCAUAACCAAGUUUUUUGAUAGCGGAGCCCCAAUAACCACAGGGGUGAGCCACCAUGAGAGUAGUCACUCAGAAGAUGAUGAUGAAAUUGUUUCCAUUAUUAAGGAGCUUCUAGAUACGAGAAUCAGACCAACAGUGCAGGAGGAUGGGGGUGAUGUCAUCUUUAAGGGCUUUGAAGAUGGCACAGUGAAGCUGAAGCUGGUGGGGUCCUGUACUGGCUGCCCCAGCUCAUCAGUCACCCUGAGAAAUGGCAUCCAGAACAUGCUUCAGUUCUACAUCCCAGAGGUGGACGAUGUGGAGCAGGUGGAAGAUGAAGUGGAUGAAGUCAAUGCAAAAGUUUUCUCAGAGUUGGAGCGGAAAUUACAUGAUUCAUAAAGCUGCCUGCUGCCCCCUGUUCCCUUACCCACAUAUUACUGGUGAUACAUAUAUUGUUAAUGAACAGCCUAUUUAAUACAAACCAAUAACACAAUUUUCUGCUGUAUCUACUUUAGUGCAAAGUAAAAUUGAGAGAUUAGAAUAUUCACCUUCACAUCUACUUGUUAGUGGCCAUUUGUUUCAAAUGUAUGUGAAUAUACUCCAUGUAAUGUGUGUGCACUCUAGGCUACACAGCAACACAAAAUUCCAAUAGAAAAUGUUCAGCAUUACUGUACAUUUGGAAACAUAUCUUGUAUUUAUUUCUAUAAAAUAUUACAAACAUGUCUAAUGACAGGAACAUUGUGGGUCCCGUCUGUUGCUCUGCCAAGAAACCAAUAGCAUCCCUGCUGCCCUCUUUAAUAUAUUUGUAUUAAUGCAUUCUAAUGAAAACUUGGCAUUGUGGUUUUACUGUGGGGUAACAGGUUUGCUUUGUGAAAACAUGGACUUAGAGAUGACUUGGACUGAAGAUUGAAAACACACCUUAUUGAAUGUAUAUAAUACACUAGUUCACUUUACCCAUUCAUAUUCCUUUCUAGAGGUUAACAUCUUAAUUAUCUUUAUCCCCCAAAUAAUAUACAAUGGUUAUUUGUUGUAAUUGUAAAAUCAGUUAAGUUGUAUGAGACUGUCUCCAAAAUGUGAAUAAAUUGAGUGUAACAUCUA
Molecule: messenger RNA, 1582 nt
Organism: Osmerus eperlanus (European smelt)
Lineage: Eukaryota; Metazoa; Chordata; Actinopteri; Osmeriformes; Osmeridae
Exons: 8
Coding region: 77-883 (268 amino acids)
Biological process (GO): iron-sulfur cluster assembly
Cellular component (GO): mitochondrion
Molecular function (GO): iron ion binding; 4 iron, 4 sulfur cluster binding
Source: RefSeq, a predicted model, not a curated record